Molecule: messenger RNA, 1643 nt
Organism: Pomacea canaliculata
Lineage: Eukaryota; Metazoa; Mollusca; Gastropoda; Architaenioglossa; Ampullariidae
Product: probable G-protein coupled receptor frpr-1
Exons: 4
Coding region: 206-1414 (402 amino acids)
Biological process (GO): neuropeptide signaling pathway
Cellular component (GO): membrane
Molecular function (GO): G protein-coupled peptide receptor activity
Source: RefSeq, a predicted model, not a curated record
AGUUGUGAGAAAACCCCGAUUGGGGACAUGUCUGUAAACGAUCGUGAGAAGAAAACAAUCAGGAAGUCCUAGUCUUACAAAACGUUUACAACUUUCAUCUACCCAGAUAUGUUUCGAUUCGUGGUAAUGGAGCAGGCAGUUAGUUGACUGCUAGGUGGGACAUCUUGUUGUUCACUUUGAUUUUGAAAGGCUAGAAUAGGAUAGUAUGUCAACCGACUUCAGUGACAGCAUGGAUGUCACUACCUGGACAAGGUGUUGCAACGUGACGACGAUCAUGUCACUCUUUUUCGUCCACGACCACACCAUCAUCGACAUCAACACAGCUAAUGAGUUUCAGGUUAAGGAAGACACUGACCACGUGAUAGUGAAAGGAGUUGACAGCAUCAUCAGCAAUGAGGUAGUGUUUUGGAUAGGAGCCAUUGCCAAUGCUGGGCUGCAACCGCUGCUGUUUAUAUUGGGUGCCCCAGGCAACAUUCUGUGUGCCGCCGUGUUCUAUAAACUGGGUUUGAGAGAGAGAAUCAACUUGUGUGUCUUUGCUUUAGCUCUCGUGGACCUGGCCACUAUCACCUUUACCGUUUUUAUCGCUGUAGAGGCGGCUUUAAGAGACUUGCUCGAAGUGGAGUUAAACUUUUUUAUUCAGUACUUCAUAGGUCCACUUGGCUUCCAGUAUGCGUCCAUGUUUGUGUCGACAACGAUCGCGUGCGAGCGGUGUUUCUGUGUGGUCAGUCCCUUCAAAGCACAGAGGUACAUCAAGACCUCCACCACUGCCGUCAUCAUCACAGUCGUCACUGUCGUCAUUGUCGGAGCAAUGUGCGCAUUCGACGGUCCAACGCAGAAGGCGGUCACCGUCUACGACCCGGUUUCUAACACUACCAAAAGUGUUGUCUACUAUACAGACUAUUACAUAAAUAACAGGGAAAUUAUCGAUAUUUUCGACAUCUUCGUCUACUCCAUGUUUAUUCCACUCGUUGCCAUCGUUGUCACUGUCAUCACCACCGCCAUCACCGCCGUCAAACUCUGUCACGCUGUCACCUGGCGAGACCAGACCACCACCACCGUCAACAUCGACACGACGAAAACAAGAACUUCCAGUAAAGAGGUGGCUCUGACCAAGAUGCUUAUUGCCACUUCCAUUCUCUUUAUCGUCUGCGUAACACCGAUUAUCGUUGUUCAGAUGACCAUGUACUUCGUGAAGGAACUGAACUUUAACGGACGCUAUGUUAAUUUGAACGAUCUGUUGUGGGUUAUUAUAAGCGUGCUGAGAAUGUUGAACUUUUCUCUCAACUUUUAUAUCUAUUACAACAUAGGCUCAAAAUUCAGAGAAACUCUUAGGGAAAUGCUUCGGUUUCGAUCCUUUAAUAAAUAUAAAAAUAACCUUUCCCAGCAGUCGUUUCUGGUGACAAAGACAUUGUGAUAGGAAUACUAGCAAUACCGCAGUAGUUCUCCAGACAACAAGGAGUUAGCCGUCCUUACUGCGCAAUCGUCCUUAGUUAUUUAAGAGUUGGUGUAAAUACGUUUUGAGUUUUAAGUAUGUUAUAUUUGCAUUAAAGUUAAAAUAUAUUCUGAUGUUUCUAUGCGGAUUGACAGCUAGACAUCUAUCGUCCAUAUGGUUUCAGAGUCGGAAAAAAUGUUGGUUAUAUUCG